CAUUCUGUUAAAUGCUUCGCAAACCAGAGCAAAGGAGGAGACAUGAAGAGUUGAAUUUCACUGCCUUGUUUGGAAUUGGGUGGAAAUCCUGGAGAUGGAUCUCUUAGGAGUCUGUCUUCCAAUUGGGUUAGAUGCACAGGAGCAAUGGAUCGCCCCAGCUACCUGGAAGAGGACUAUUCUAGCCUGGAUGGGCUGGACGAUGACGUGUUUCACUCUGAUGACUUUGGACUUGCAGGUCAGCCUGGUGAGAUGACUGCAACUGGCUUUUUCACACAGAACCAGUCCUACAGCUGCCUUCUGGGGAGGUUUCAACUAUUCCCCCUCACACACUGCUGUGGUCCCGGUAUCAGGCAUCCUGAGCAGCAGGACAAGGCAACUCAAACACUCAGCCCGUCCUCUUCCAGUCAGGAUGUUAUGUUGCCUUGUGGAGUCACUGAAGAGCCACGGAGACUCUUCUAUGGGAAUGCUGGUUACCGUUUACAUGUCCCUCCAGCUGGCUUUGGGUUGGAUCCACACCUCCAAGAGGAACCUCAGGAAAGUCAGCAGGAAGCACGUGCUGAGGUGCAGAUUGCACGGAAGUUGCAGUGCAUUGCCGACCAGUUCCACCGGCUCCACAUACAGAGGCAUCAGCAGAACAGAAAUCAAGUGUGGUGGCAGCUUUUUCUCUUCCUACACAACUUGGCCUUAAACGCGGAGGCGAACAGGAACCACGCUGGGCAGAGGUGAGCUUCGCCCGCCUGUUUCAGGCCGCAUCCAGUCUGCAGGGAGCACUGAACAAACACUGGUUCGGGGGCGAGACAUUGCACACCGCCGGCCGGAUGUGAGGACUCUGACUUUCUGAUACUCGUCUUCAAGUUUGGGUGUUUUUAUGGACUCUUCUUUGCUGCUGUCUGCCUUGCGAGGCAGGGAGCUCUUGUCCAACACUGUCAAAGGAAAGCCAGAAUGUGGGUGUGUUUGGUAAAGCUUGCUGCUGGUUCCCCGCACCGGUGACCUCUGUGCAAGGGAGGCUUCCUCUGCCCUGUGUACUAGGUGAUGGUAGAGUGCAGGAGUGUCAUUUUGGCUGCUAGUUAAAAAUUAUGCUAGUUAAAAAUGAUGCCUGGGAUUGAUGACUAAAUGUACUUUGGGUAUCUUCCAGAGCAGAGAUGCUCAAUGCCUCCACAUUUUUAGCAAUGAAAAGCAUUCAGGUAGCUUAAAUCCACGGGGUUACUUGUUUUCUUCAUUGGUUACUGUUUAUUUCAUUUCACCCUCUGUGAGAGAAAAUCUGACCUCUUCAGUCAUUCUAUUGGGCACCAGUUGCAGCUCUCUCACAUGAAGUUGUUCUUUGUUAUUGCCAUCAAUAGAAAAAAUUAAACCUUCCUGGAGUUGCUGUUGACUAGUAGUUUCUGCUACUGUUUGCUUCCAGUUCAGUGUUCUCAGUGCCCAUGAGCCAGCAUGAAGCCAAAAACCAUGCAAUAUGACACAAGUGUCAUUCUUCUACAGUGCUAAUGUAUAUGUUUUUACUAGUUUUAUGAUGGGUGUUUAUUUUGUUUUGUCUUUCUUUUCUUUUACUAUAGUGUGGUUGAUCAGGAAGGCUUAGAUCCCAGGCAUCCAAUGGUUUUGCUUCAGGAUUUGACAGGGAAAUUAAUUAGUAUCUAAUCUGAUAUGUACACUGUACAAGCAGUCUGUCCAUUACUCUACUAUGCAGUGUUUGGAGGCUGCUGUAGGCGUAUACUGACUAGCAGCAGUAAUAUUACUUCAAGGGAGAUCUUCUAGCAGUUCCCAGUUUGUAUGCACUCAGAAGUUUGUCCAUAUGGCUGACACUAUUGGACCAGCACAGGGAAAUUAACCUACCAAAAGGAAGUAGCUUUAAAUAUUGAUAGCUACUUUUCUGUAGCCUUAAAUACAUUUAGUUCACAAACCCACUGACAGCUAGGGUAAAAUGCAAACAGAAAAGCAAUACAGAUUUUUUUUUUUUGACCAUUUCCGUAUUGCCACUGCACCUUGUUCUAUGUCUCAGAUGAUACAGGCAGCCUGAGGCAGAGCUGUCCAGAGAAUGGCUCUUCAGUUGUGUUACAAAUGUUGGCUGCAGGUGUUGAGAAAUUCUUCUGCUCUUGGUCCACUCUGAAAAAUAAGCAUUACUGUACGGAAGAGUAGUUUACUUGCACAUACUCUUUCCUUCUCCACCCCUCUCUGCAUAUUCUUCUCUAAUUCAUGCUUUCUCUAGUAGUUGUGUAAUCUUAUCAUUGCACUGUAGUGUCUGGUAACAGUUUGCUGAACAGAGUUAAAUUUGGACCUUCUCCCUCUCUCCCAGCCCUAUUCUCUUGAUUUGCAUCCUGCUCUACUGUGGCAAAAUGUACUUUAGCUCUCUGAAAGAGGUCCCUAAGCCUUUUUCACUUUCAUAUACUCACAGGCACUCUCUUUCAACAUAAGGAGAGUUUAUGUGAGAAAAACUUUUUUUUCUCCUUUUAUGUUAUUUUUCUAGCUAGAGCUAGAGUAAUAUGUUUGUCCAUGAUGGUUAAUAAUUCAUGUAAAUGAAUCUCAAGUAAUAUUUUGUGGGGUGGGUUUUAUGGAGAGGGAGGGUGGGGGGGUUUUUUUAGCGGGGGUAUUGUUUUUGGUUUUGUGUUGUUUCUUUAAGCAUGUGCACUACAGAGUUACCCGGAGUGAUCUAAGUGAUCGCUGUUGCUGACUUUGCUGCAGCAGUGUGGAAGCCACUCUCUGCCCAUGUUGACAGAGAUGAGGCUUUCCAUACCUUGCCUUGCACAGUCUGCUUGAUGUAAACGCUGGUCAUUGGAGAAAGAGGACUUAAAUGGUGGGGAAAGCCUGAGGGGUAGUGCAAGCACAGACUGAACUAGGGACUCCUGAGGAGCUGAAUGUUAAGAAGACUCUUAAAUGAGAAGGUCUUUAAGAGGCAGGAGUGCAGAGGCUCAGGAAGCAAUGUAGCAAUGCUGCCUCCCUGCAUGGCACGCCCUAGGAUGUGAUGCUUGCAUUUUCCCACUGAUUGCCAGGACCCCUUUAUCAGGAACAGUCAAUGCUACAUCAUAACAGCCCUGCAAAUUAUAAAAAUUCAGCAACUGCUUCUGACACUUAAAAACCAUUGUGAGCUUUCCCCUUCCCCUCUGCCUUGACUUGACAGCCAAACAGGCCAAUAAGGCCUGUCUUCUGGAUGAGUAAGCUGGAAAGAUAGGUCUGGUACUGGUGCUUUCUGUUCUUGUGACCCAACCAGGGUUUAUCUAGGGCAAGACUCUUCUUAACAUGGAGAAACAAGUACCUGAAAUGGUUCCUCAGUCAGGCUGCCUGCUUCAAUAGAGUCAUUUGGCUCAGGGAAAGAUACAUCUUUGCCAGUCCGUAUUUCCCAUUGCAACAACAGACUUAUCAAAAUUGGUCAUGCCAGGGUCUCAAGUUAAAAUCUACUUGAACAACAAUACUUCAUUGGAGACAUAGAGCUAAUGCUAGACAAAGGCCGACUUCCUGCAAUAUGCGUGUUGGUUACUGGUGCCAGAGAUUUACAACCACUGAUAAUAUAUUUUAAUUAUAUUUCAUAUCUGCAUAUCUUGGAGAAAGGAAGUAUGCUCUGUCAACCCAAAAGUCUUACUUUGCUUCGUGUAGAUUUGGAGGGGCAGGCUGGUUAUUCAGAUAUGGAAAAGCAACUACUUCAUACUUACAGUCUCACCUACUUGAGAAAAUAGUGGGAAAAUUUCACAUAUGUAUCAAAAAAUACACAGAUGCACAGCACACAUGUAUGUGUCACCCAUUCUCUGUUGCUAAGGCCUCUUGAGCACCCACUGAGGAGAUCUUGCCUGCAGAGUAGCUAUUGCAGUGUGGCCACGGACAUAUGUCAGUUAUUUGGGGAAACAGUUCCAAAGAACAUGGUUUAUAUCCUGUUGGUGAACGAUUAUGCUCAGGUUUUUAGGUAUUAGUUCGUUUUGGUGAAAAGAAUGGAACACUGUUUCUCUCUGUGCUGUAAAACUACGGUCUAACAAUUUAGAAAAAAGAGUUGGAUCUUUCUUCUAAAACAAAUGCCUAUUUUAAUGAACAGUUCUUAAGAAAAGCUUGACCUGCUGUUGAUGGUACCAGCAGCCUUGAAACAUCUUGCUUCCCUUCCCCAGAUCUCCAAAAUGGCUUCAGACCUCACCUCUCUUUCCUUGAGGGAUACCGUUCUUCCUAUCCCUUCCCAACUGCCCACCCUUUUGAAUAUCUUGUAGCCUGCCCAUUCCAGGAUCCUGCAAGCCUGGUGCUAGUAGGGAAUAGUUAGCUUUAGUUUUAUUUCCUGCAGUUCUUGAAAGCUGAGCCAGUAAUCACAAAGUGACUGCCCAGGGAUAGCUGCAAACUGCUGCAAAUAGGAUACAACAAAGGCAGGGGAGAGGAUGAAACUGCAUGGAAAGGGUUGCUGAUGGAUCUGUGUAGGGCUGCAGCCUUCUCUCAAGGUGCUGAUAAUCCCUGGUAGCACUGAAUUCCUGCAUAACUGAUCACAUAUCUCAGUUUAAAUAGCUGGUUGUUAUUAAAUAUUUGUUGGCUAAACUCUUGUUUGAGGAGUCCUGAAAGAAACUUCCGUAUCAUCCUUUGUUUUGGAGCUGUGUAUCAACAAGAGAAUAGAGGCAAGGAACCUAAUCUUUCUUGAUGUAGAAAGGGUGAUUGCAAAGGCAUCUUCCUUUCUACUGGCUGUUUACUUUGUCCUCUCAAGCCUGGAUAUGGGCAAUGUGUGCAUGUGAGGUUACUGCAGUGCUGGAGUUGUUCCAUGGCAGUCACUGGAGCUGUACCCAAGGUGGAACUUCAUUUGGUGUGGCACUUGGCAUUCUUUUGGGAAACAACAGAUUCUGACCAUUAGUAGACUAGGGAGAAAGGUUGCUUUUUUUUUUAAAGAAAAAGCAAAAUUACUUGAGGCAGUUAUUGCAAAGUGGCCCUGUCAACUCUACAAUUAAUUCCACCCUUCCACUGCUAGUCCUGUCCCAUAUCUCUGCUGAACUUGUGGGAAUGGUGAGACUGUGACAUGCUGAAUGGUGUGCUAUGUAAAGGGAAAAAUAGAGAAAGCACUCAGUAUAAGUGCUAGAAUCAAAGGAGAAUGCAGAUUUGUGGAGGUCUUGCCUUGUUUUGCCAGCAGUAUUUACUGCGGGAUUGUAAGUAAAAGAACCAUAGAAUGCCCAUUCGUAUUCAUGGGAGCUCUGCACAUGAACCGAGCAUUAUUGAGUAUGAGCAUAAUUUGACUACACAGGUUUUAAUAAUAUCUUUCAAAAGAGUCUGUUUUUCAAACUGGCAUUUGUGAUCAUUUGCAAAAAUGCCUACCUGUUGCCUUUGUUUUAGCAAGAAGAAAUACCUCAAGGAAUUGAUAAAAGGUCCUAGGACAAUCUUUUACAGUUCCUAAAGACUUCAGUGGUCUCUGUUUCUUUGGUUUGCAUGUGUUCACGCAGGUGUUACACAGCUCAGUUCUUCUCCACCAGGAAAAGCAGAAAAGACCAAACACAUCAAUGCACUGGAAUGUAAUUGUGUGUGUGCGUGCAUGUAUGUGGGUGUGUGUUCUUGAACUGAAUGCAGUCUGACAUCCCCUACCCCUUCUUUCUUCCAUGUGCCUCAUCUUCCCCCUUAGCCACAGAAAGGAGGGUCUCUUCCUGUGAAUCCCAUGCUGGAAGUUGGUUUCUGGGAAGCAAAACCUAAUGUCUGUGGGCUGUUUUUUAAAGCCAUGUUUCGGUUCUGUCUUCAGACUCUGUGCUGCCUUUGGGGAAUGGAGGGGUGGGAAGGGUAGAUUCUUAAACUGUUUUUAAAAUCUAUUAUGGAAAUUUUGCAUGUAUAAAGUUAUUCUUAAAUCUAAAGGAGUCUCCCCAGUUUGUGGACACAGCUCCAGGAGAGCAUCAUCACAGAUUCCUCAACUCAGUUUUUGAUCAGACCUUUGUGAAAGAAGUAUUUGAUGACAAAAUGGGGAGAGACUGAUGCAUUGGAAAAACAACAUUGUCAGGAUCUCCUUAAAUACAUGUCAGAAGUUAGGCUUGUAAAAGGGAAAUUUCAAAAUAACCCGAGGGAUUUGUAUGUCUGUUUCCACUGUGUGCAUUUGAAAAUCCUGCCACUAAAUCUGAGUAUGUAGAUGUUGGGGAUCUUUUUGGUUAAAUUAAUCAUGUAUCUCUUCUGUUCUCUUCAAUGGUAUGUAGUACAGUCUCCCAUGUUUCUAGGUGAAAUUCACUGAUGAAAAUACUGUGAAAUAUGAAUUCACAUUUUCUUCCCCCUUCUUUCAUGCCUCCUGCUUCCUGCAUGACUUUUCUGCUUUGGUGGGAUACUUUAAAAAAAAAAAUAAAAAGGCUUGAGAGUCCUUCAUCUGGAAAACAAAAAGGGUAAGGUGAGCUAGAAUUUGCAAUGUACUUAAUAAACUUCGCCUCAAUGAAGGGUUUCCCCAUGACUUCUGAUAUUCACCAGAAUAUGAUACUGUCCUGCUGCAGAAGUAAACCCGAUGCUCUCCUGUGAGAUUUCUGUCUGGAUUAGUCCUGAAGUGCACACACCUUCUUUGCCAUGGACUGAGACCCAGUGAGAAUGUAGCAUUUUGUUUAUUCUGGUUGUGUGCCUCCAGGACUCCUGCCUGUACCAAUGGUGACUGGGCAGAGCUCCUUUUGUUUUUGUAUCUGUGCAGUAUAUUUGCUUUGUGCUUUCUUCUUUGGUGCUUUUUAAUACUUUAAUACUUGGAUUUUUUUUUCUAAUAACUGGUACAAUUUUUAAUAAAAUUGUUAAAUUCUU
Molecule: messenger RNA, 6693 nt
Organism: Pseudopipra pipra
Lineage: Eukaryota; Metazoa; Chordata; Aves; Passeriformes; Pipridae
Gene: BMF
Product: Bcl2 modifying factor
Exons: 4
Coding region: 145-726 (193 amino acids)
Biological process (GO): apoptotic process; positive regulation of apoptotic process; negative regulation of autophagy
Cellular component (GO): myosin complex
Source: RefSeq, a predicted model, not a curated record